Molecule: messenger RNA, 2993 nt
Organism: Cyprinus carpio (common carp)
Lineage: Eukaryota; Metazoa; Chordata; Actinopteri; Cypriniformes; Cyprinidae
Product: squalene monooxygenase-like
Biological process (GO): sterol biosynthetic process; cholesterol metabolic process
Cellular component (GO): endoplasmic reticulum; membrane
Molecular function (GO): flavin adenine dinucleotide binding; squalene monooxygenase activity
Source: RefSeq, a predicted model, not a curated record
CAUCACCUAGAAGAAUCGCACCAGCUCGAGUGCACUUAUGUGCUGGAUACUAUACCUACUUUUUUUUAUGAUUAUUUAUAAUAAGAGGCUUUUUUUGAAUUCAUGACCUAAAUUAUUAAGAAAAACGGAUACUAUUUUUUCCCCACAGUUGUUGUAUGGAACACUAACUCAAAAGUCUGAUCACCUGUGCUUGUCUUUUGAGACUGCUAUUGACAUUUUUGAACGUCAUAAAGCUGUCUUAUUUUCUUUUUUCGUUUUGUUUUGAUAUUUGAACUGAUUUUCGACAUGUGGACCUUUCUUGGAAUUGCAAGUUUUACAUAUAUCUAUAAGAAAUGCGAUGCUCUGGUGAGUGACGCGCCCCGGGAGCUGAUCGUGGCUGCGGUGCUGUGCGUGUCCGUGGGUCUGAUGGUCACGUGUCUCGGCUUUCGCGGACAGACGCUCAAAGCGCCUCAAUUUGUCCAGAUGCCUCUCAACCUCUUGACUUCAUUUCCUCCGACCAAAAAACUCUUCUCCAAGUCCACUACAGACAGUUGCAGUCGCACUUCUAAGAAGAGAGAUGUAAAGCGAAAGAGGGCGACAGACAGUCAGUCCAGUCAGGGAGAGGAUCCAGAGGUCAUCAUAGUGGGCGCAGGUGUGCUGGGGUCAGCCAUGGCCGCCGUUCUGGCCCGAGACGGCCGGAGGGUCACAGUGGUGGAGAGGGACAUGAAAGAACCAGAUCGGAUAGUGGGAGAACUUCUUCAGCCGGGAGGAUAUCGGGCACUCAAGGAACUUGGGCUGGAGGAUGCUGUUGAAGGUCUGGACGCCCAUGUGGUCAACGGUUAUGUAAUCCAUGACCUGGAGAGCCGAACGGAGGUGGAGAUCCCGUAUCCCCAGCAGGAGAGCAGCAUUCAGGGAGGACGUGCUUUCCAUCAUGGACGCUUCAUCAUGGGACUGCGCCGAGCUGCUCUCGCUGAGCCCAAUGUGAAGUUUGAGGAGGGAACGGUGACCAGCCUGGAAGAAGAAGAUGGUUGUGUGACAGGAAUUCUGUACAGGGAGAAGGAUUCAGGGACGAUCAAGGAGAUCCAUGCUCCCCUGACUGUAGUUGCUGACGGAUGUUUCUCCAAGUUCCGUAAGAAUCUGAUUUCUGGGAAAGCUAAAGUGUCUUCUCAUUUUGUUGGAUGCAUAAUGAAGGACUCUCCUCAGUUCAAGCCCAACCACGCAGAGCUGGUUCUAGCUAAUCCCAGUCCAGUGUUGAUCUAUCAGAUCUCCUCCAGUGAAACUCGGGUUCUGGUGGACAUCAGAGGAGAGAUGCCUCGAGACCUUAUGCAGUACAUGACGGAAAAAAUCUACCCACAACUACCAGAGCACUUAAAGGAGCCGUUCAUGUUGGCUCUGCAGAAUGAUCGAUUGAGAACAAUGCCCGCCAGCUUCCUGCCACCCGCACCAGUCAAUAAACAAGGGGUUCUGCUGUUAGGUGAUGCGUAUAACAUGCGUCAUCCUCUGACCGGCGGCGGCAUGAGUGUGGUGCUGAAUGACAUCCGCAUCUGGAGAGAGCUGCUCAAGAACAUCCCUGAUCUCUGUGACAACACAGCUGUGCUCCAGGCAAAGAAGAAAUUCCACUGGGAACGGAAAUCAUCUCAUUCAUUUGUGGUGAACGUUUUGGCUCAAGCUCUGUAUGAACUCUUUGCUGCGACCGACAAUUCACUGCAUCAGUUGAGAAAAGCCUGUUUCCACUAUUUCAAGCUUGGCGGAGAAUGCAUCAAUGGACCGAUCGGCCUCUUGUCCGUAUUGUCACCGAAACCCUUUACUCUGAUCGGCCACUUUUUCGCUGUGGCAUUAUACGCCAUAUACUUCAGCUUCAGAUCUGAAUCCUGGCUCACAAUACCACGAGCGCUGGUCAACAGCAUAGCCAUCCUGUACAGAGCCUGUGCCGUCAUGUUUCCUCUCAUUUACUCUGAGUUACAGUACCUGAUUUACUAGGAAGGAACUUCUUUCAGACUGAAAAAGAAACCGAUGUCUUCAAUCGUGGAACGUGCCUCAUUAUUUCAGACACUGCACGAGGAACAAGUCUCAGAUGAGGAAAUGCAUAUGGUGUCUGAUAUUAAUAGACAAAGACCGUGCCUUAUAUUGACAUACAUUAAGUGUUAAUGAUGUAGUGAAUUUUGCCUUAGCCUGCAGUUAAACGAGGGAAAAUCCUGUGCUUUAUUUUCAAGUCAACAUGAACAGCAUUUACAAAAUAUUUUGUAUGCAGUCUGACAUGUUUCAGAGGAAUUAAGUAAAUCUGGUCAGUUUUAAUUUCUUGUUGAUGUUUUUGUUCAGUCAGAAAUGUGUGUUUUUACUACAUUUCUGAGGACAAAAUAAGUGAAUUCAUCAAUUCAUAAAGAUUAAACCACUAGGCUGCUUAAGUUGUAAAAUUGUGUAUAUAUUUUAGCUGUUUUUAAGACACUAAGGACAAUCAAUGGGACUGCAUCUCAUUUGUGGCUGAAGCACUUGUUUUCCUCACGUGCCUUGCUUUAUUGCACAUAUUUCAGACUUUUUUUUUUUAAUUGUGUGCAUUUAUUAUGAUUUUGACAUUUUUGCCUUUCUCUGUUGUUUUCUAGUCAACAUUUAGUGUCGUCAAAAAAUGAUGUGAAAAAAGUAGAGUAAAAUCAUGUGAAUAUUUACUGCGGAGAGGGCAAAAGCUUUAAUGUGAAGACUAAUUUAGCCACGAGAUUGUGGUUCUGUGUUCAUAGUAUUUCUGGCGUGUAUGUAGCCACUCUUGGAUUGUUCUUUCAUAAAAUUUGUCCUUUUUUAAAUAUAAUAACAGACUGGAAUGACCCAGUAACAUUUGAGAAACCUGUUCUACAGGUUUUGUAUUUUAAAAUGUAUCAUUCUUUUAUAAUUGGACAGAGGUUUGUGGGAUAACUACAUUUUUGUGCAAAUUAUUAUACGUCCACCAGGUGACGCCCUUGCUCCAGCAGAAUGAAAAAAGCGCCCCUCUGAUCUUGUAAACAAAAUAAAAAGAUUAAACAUGA